Molecule: messenger RNA, 3057 nt
Organism: Fragaria vesca subsp. vesca
Lineage: Eukaryota; Viridiplantae; Streptophyta; Magnoliopsida; Rosales; Rosaceae
Product: leucine-rich repeat receptor-like protein kinase PXL1-like
Exons: 2
Coding region: 1-3057 (1018 amino acids)
Biological process (GO): protein phosphorylation
Cellular component (GO): plasma membrane
Molecular function (GO): protein kinase activity; protein binding; ATP binding
Source: RefSeq, a predicted model, not a curated record
AUGUCAACUCUUUUGGUGUUCUUCUUCUGUUCCAUUGGCCUCUCUCUUAUUUUUGCUGAGGGAGCUCAAACUGCACCUAGUGAUGAACUAUCAACCUUGCUGUCAUUCAAAGCUGGUCUAGUUGAUCCAAUGGAUGCCCUGAAGGAUUGGAAAAUGCCGAGCAACGCGGCCGGAGAACUUGGUUCACUCCAUUGCAACUGGACUGGAAUUAUGUGCAACUCCAGAAGCUAUGUAGAGAAGCUGGACAUCUCCAACAUGAACAUCAGCGGCCUGGUAUCAGAUCACAUUCAAGCCUUAACUAGUCUUUCUGUUAUCAACAUUUCUUGCAAUGGCUUCACAACAUCACUCCCAAAGUCCCUAUCUAACCUCACCUCACUGAGCAUCAUUGAUGUGAGUAACAACUACUUUGUUGGUGAGUUCCCAUCAGGCCUAGGAAGAGCUUCAGGGCUGACUUCAGUCAACGCGUCGAGCAACAACUUUUCGGGGUUUCUUCCAGAGGAUCUUGGCAAUGCAACUUCCCUUGAGAUCCUGGACUUCAGAGGGAGCUACUUUGAAGGUUCAGUUCCAACAACAUACAAGAACUUGCAGAAGCUGAAGUUUCUAGGCCUUUCUGGUAACAAUCUCACCGGAAACAUUCCAAAAGAACUUGGGGAGCUCUCUUCUUUGGAGACUAUUAUUCUUGGAUACAAUGAGUUUGUUGGUGAAAUCCCUGCAGAGUUUGGCAAUCUCACCAAUCUUCAGUAUCUUGACUUAGCAGUUGGCAGCCUCAGUGGUCAAAUUCCACCUGAAUUAGGUAGGCUACAAAAACUAACCACAGUUUAUUUGUACAAAAACAACUUCACAGGAAAAAUCCCACCAGAGAUUGGUAACAUUACAUCUCUAGUGUACCUGGAUCUCUCUGAUAAUCAGAUCUCGGGUGAGAUUCCAGCUGAGCUUGCAUGGUUGACAAAUUUGCAGCUUCUGAACUUGAUGUGCAAUAGGCUAACAGGUUUGGUACCUGCCAAGCUUGGCAAUUUAACCAAGUUAGCUAUACUUGAGCUAUGGAAGAAUUCUCUGACAGGUUCAUUGCCAAUGAACCUGGGCAAGAAUUCUCCACUGCAAUGGCUAGAUGUGUCUUCAAAUUCCUUAUCCGGCGGUAUCCCACCAGGUUUGUGUGAUUCUGGCAAUCUCACUAAGCUCAUUCUGUUCAACAACUCCUUCUCUGGUUCUAUUCCAUUAGGCCUUUCAACUUGCUUGUCAUUGGUUCGUGUUCGGAUACAAAACAAUCUCAUUUCAGGAACUAUCCCAGUUGGCCUUGGAACACUUCCUAAUCUCCAAAGGCUAGAGUUGGCUAAAAACAAUCUUACUGGCGAAAUUCCUCAGGAUAUUGCUUUGUCUACAUCACUUUCUUUCAUUGAUGUCUCUUGGAACCACAUUGAGUCUUCUAUUCCUUCUAGCAUUCUCUCCAUUCAAAAUCUCCAAACCUUCAUGGCUUCCAACAACAACUUGGAAGGCAAACUCCCAGAUCAGUUCCAAGAUUGCCCCUCCCUGUCAGUGCUUGAUAUCUCAAGCAACCAUUUCUCUGGAUACAUUCCAGAGAGUAUAGCUUCUUGCGAGAAGCUAGUGAGUCUGAGCCUUAGAAGUAACCAGUUCAGUGGUGAGAUCCCUAGAGCUAUCGCGACAAUGCCUACAUUGUCCAUUCUUGAUCUGUCCAACAAUUCUUUGACAGGUAGAAUUCCUGAUAGCUUUGGAAGCUCACCAGCCUUGGAGAUGCUCAACUUGUCUUUCAACAGACUUGAGGGUCCAGUCCCGGCAAAUGGUAUCUUAAUGACCAUAAAUCCCAAUGAUCUUGUAGGCAAUGCUGGUCUUUGUGGAGGCAUACUUCCACCAUGUGCUCAUAGUUUAGCUGCCACAGCAGGCCGGCAUCAGAACAUGCACAUCAAACACAUCAUUGCCGGAUUCAUCAUUGGUAUUGGAGUCAUUUCAACUCUCGGCGUCAUGAUUUUAACUGGGAGAUGGAUAUAUAAGAAGUGGUACUUGUAUAGCAGCUCCGACAGCUGGUUCAAGCAGAGCAGUGAAGAAUGGCCUUGGAGGCUAGUAGCAUUUCAGAGAAUCAACUUCACAAGUAGUGACAUUCUUGCUUGCAUAAAGGAAUCAAAUGUCAUUGGCAUGGGUGGGGCUGGUAUUGUUUACAAGGCUGAAGUCCAUCGGCCGCAUUCAGUUGUGGCAGUUAAGAAGCUAUGGAGGCCAGGGACAGACAUUGAAAAUGGGGAGGACCUAUUUGCUGAAGUGAAUCUCCUAGGCAGGCUCCGGCAUAGGAACAUUGUGCGGUUAUUAGGAUACCUCCACAAUGAAACUGAUGUCAUUAUGGUAUACGAGUACAUGCCAAAUGGGAACUUGGGUAGUGCAUUGCAUGGAGAUCAGUCAGGAAAAUUGCUGGUUGAUUGGGUUUCAAGGUACAACAUAGCAGUUGGGGUAGCACAAGGUCUAAAUUAUCUUCACCAUGACUGUCAGCCACCAGUCAUUCACCGAGAUAUCAAAUCAAACAACAUUCUGCUCGAUAAGAAUCUUGAUGCCAGAAUAGCAGAUUUCGGGUUGGCAAGGAUGAUGAUGCACAAGAAUGAGACAGUUUCAAUGGUGGCAGGGUCUUAUGGAUACAUUGCACCUGAAUACGGAUAUGCCAUGAAGGUUGAUGAAAAGACUGAUAUCUAUAGCUAUGGUGUAGUUCUUUUAGAGCUUCUAACUGGAAAAAUGCCUGUAGACCCUGCUUUCGGGGAAUCUGUGGAUGUUGUGGAGUUUGUUCGAAAGAAGAUGAGAAACAAAAGAGCUUUAGAAGAAGCACUAGACUCCAGCAUAGCCGGAGAGUGCAAGCAUGUCCAGGAAGAAAUGCUUCUUGUUCUCAGAAUCGCGCUACUUUGUACUGCAAAGCUACCGAAAGACAGACCAUCGAUGAGAGAUAUAAUCACAAUGCUGGGAGAGGCAAAGCCAAGGAGGAAAAGCAUUUCUGAGAAUUGGGACAAAAAGACUCUGAAGGAGAAGCCGAUCUUUAGCACCUCACCAGUCAUAGGACUUAUCUAG